Molecule: messenger RNA, 1238 nt
Organism: Coregonus sp. 'balchen'
Lineage: Eukaryota; Metazoa; Chordata; Actinopteri; Salmoniformes; Salmonidae
Source: the annotation of a GenBank genome assembly
AUGGAGGCCCUGCAGCAUAGCCCAGAGGUGGCCAGCAAGGACAAGGAGCUGGUGCAGAGACUGGAGAGUAAGACUGGGGCGGGGGAGUGUGUGUGUGUGUGUGUGUGAAGCUGAUGGCGGCGUAUUGUCAUAAAUAUCACAACAUCUCCACAUUCUAAUUCAUGAGCAAAAUUAAUGUUACUCCUAAUGUACCUGACUCUGUUGUGCUCUGUUAUCCUCACCCUCAUCUAACUCUACUGCCCUGCCAUCUUCUGUCUGCUCCCUCUCCUUUCGCUCUCCCUUCUCUGCUCCUUUCCUCCCCUCUGUCCCCAUCACCUCUCCUCCUCUCCCUUACCUCCCCUCCCCAGUGGUGAUGAUCCACUGGACCCGUCAGAUCAAGGAGGUGCUGAAUGCCCAGGAGACGGUGGAGACGGGGGACAGCUCUGGUCCCCUGGAGGAGAUCUCCUUCUGGAGGAGUCGCUGUGCCGACCUCUCUGGGAUCAGCCAGCAGCUGCAGAAGCCUGGGGUCCGCCACAUCCAGGCCACGCUGCAGCUCUCCAAGUCCUCCUACGUACCCCCCUUCUGCAAGCUGACCAAGCAGAUCCAGGUGCCAAGCAGACACACACACACACACACACACACACACACACACACACACACACACACGCACACACACACACACACACACACACACACACACAGCAGAGAGGGUUUUUAAAAAGAAGCAGACACAUAGCCUGGUCCCAGUGUUUGUGCUGUCUUGCCAACUCCUGGCGUGACAGAGACCAUAGGAGUUGGCAAGACAGUACAAACAGAUCUGGGACCAGGCUAGCAUGCAUAUAGCAGACAUGGGAUAUUUCCUGAUUAUGCAGGAAUUCUGAAUUCUGACACUGUAGAGUAAUCUAUUCAUAAAUCAUUGAAAUUGAGUUCACCUCACCAAAGUUCACCUCAAACCAAUACCCUCUAUCCAAGUCCUACCACUCCGCUCCCUACUAGGGCUCUGGUCGAAAGUAGCGUACUACAUAGUGAAUAGGGUAUCAUUUGAGACGCUGUGUCUGUGUUUCUAGGAUGGCUCUCUCCAAGCCCAGUCCAACCUGUCCUUCCUGUCCCUGCUGAGGGAGCCCUGUGAGGAGAUGGCUCAGCUCAAGCCUAGAGAGGUGGCUCCCAAGCUGGCCCAUGUCCUCAACCUCAUCCGCCUCAUCUGGGUCAACUCUGUUUACUACAACACCCGCGAGAGGCUCACCGCUCUCUUCAGAAAG